UAAACACUAAGCUGUGGCUAUACGACGACGACGACGACAGCUAAUAUGGCAAACACACACCGCCAGAACUCAGCCGAGAUGUUGAAGAAGAAGAUAUAUUAAUGUGUUUAAUAGAUUCAUUCUCGCCACACAGGAGCAGUUACCAGCCCGCUUUCACUUCGAGGUGAAGCUGUACAGGUCGCUAGUUUAGCUUCGGUUCACUGUAAAGGUAUGAACUCUCUGGUCGGUUACGGAGUGUCCUCGGGAUCCGACAGCGAUGGAGACGUAAACACCGGGCGAGUUGGGUCUGUUAAGGUGACAAAUGCCAAGAAGAGCCGCAACUUCUUGCUGGAGUCUGGUUCAGCUUCCUCCAGCAGCGAGUCAGAACCGAGUUCAUCCCCGCCGCACCCACCUUCACUGGCACCAGCCAACGCCCGUCAGCCCUCCCUACCUGCGCCUUCCCUGGGUUCACUCAUCCCUAAUAAGCUGCCUCCUCCUCCGCUGAACGCCAGCUCUGACAGCAGUGUGUUUGCCAACCCCUUCAAGGCUCAGGCGGACCAGAAGCUCAGCGCCUUGCAGAAACAUGUCCCCCUGACAAUGCAGGCCAAGCCCUCCCAGAUAGGAGGGAAAAGGAUAUGUGUGUCAUACAGGAAGGACAGAAGGUGCAGGUUCGGGAUCAAGUGCAAGUUCGCUCACGACAGUGACCUUCAGACCACGGCCGUCCCCGCCGACGGCCAACAUGCACCCGAGAGUGACGAAGCACCGGCGUCAGAACAGGCCGAGCCCCGCGCAGGCGGCUCCACCGGCGCCGGGUCACAGAAGCCCACAGAGGAGGAAGAGUCAGGGGGGCAGCAGGCGAAGAAGAGGAGGGUUGGACUGAGUAACACCUUGGUUCCUCCCAAACGAGCCAUGAAGCAGUACGCUAUGCACAGGGACAGAGAGCGGAUCAAUAUGUCCUGAUGGACGUUUCCUGAGCUGUAACGCUGUCCUGUCAUUAAGCAAUAGUAUGUAGUGUGGGUGAAAUAUGCUCUCUCGGUGUGCAUGUGUGUACUGUCCAUGGGUGGAUCAAUUAUUAGCUCAAGCCCAUAGUUACAUUACAUGUGUCAGCAAAUUACAUUUGUGUUUCCCAGGCAUUAAGAGUCCUUGACUGAAGAAGAGAUGCAGCAGUUAAUCGAUUAAGCCAACUAUUUUGAUAAUCGAUUAAGUAGUUUUUAUGGGGUAAAAAAGUCAAAAUUCUCUGAUUUCAGCUUCUUAAAUAUUAAUAUUUUCUGGUUUGUUGCUCCUC
Messenger RNA from Scophthalmus maximus (turbot), 1264 nucleotides. RefSeq lists its product as uncharacterized. Bases 211 to 939 code for a protein of 242 amino acids. The transcript is spliced from 2 exons. The record is from RefSeq and is a predicted model, not a curated record. NCBI's taxonomy places the organism in Eukaryota, Metazoa, Chordata, Actinopteri, Pleuronectiformes, Scophthalmidae. Gene Ontology annotation, molecular function: metal ion binding.